Messenger RNA from Bombus pyrosoma, 4420 nucleotides. It is a transcript of the gene Ptip, whose product is annotated as PAX-interacting protein 1-like. The coding region runs from base 144 to 4286 and encodes 1380 amino acids. The transcript is spliced from 9 exons. Gene Ontology annotation, cellular component: MLL3/4 complex. Lineage: Eukaryota; Metazoa; Arthropoda; Insecta; Hymenoptera; Apidae. The record is from RefSeq and is a predicted model, not a curated record.
CAUAACCUUGAAAUCAUAAUAAUAACAAAAGCGUCGCGAGUGGGUUUUGUUAUCAAAUAUUGUGCGUGUUCCAACUUCAUUUUUGAAAACGCGCCGUUUAGUUGUGAUGUGGAAUACGUGAUUUUACCUGUAAUUUUUUAAGGAUGGGCGACAUAAGGGCCGGUCUCGAGGAAUUAAAACUCGAUGGGGCCUUAUUCGCCGAUGUUAAAUACUACGUCAGCGGCGAAGGUGAUCCUAAGAUUUUAAAUUUACUACAGGAGGGAGGUGCUGAAAGAUCAAAUUAUUUUAGUGAUUUUGUUACACAUUUAAUAGCAGGCUAUGACGCACUGGAAAAUGAUAUAUCUGCUGCAAAGGAUAUCUAUGAGAUACCAGCAGUUACACAAAACUGGAUUCUAUAUUCUGUCAAAUGCAAUAAACUUCUGCCGCCCCACUAUUUUUCUCCUGAAGAUACACAGUUAUUUUCAAAUGUACGAGCAUGUGUGUCUCAGGUAAGUCGUGCAGACAGCAAAAGUCUGUGGGCGAUGAUCACGCUCCAAGGUGGUAAAUGUCAAUUACGCUUAGAUCGGUAUUGCACUCAUUUAAUUACUGGAAAGGCUGCUGGACUUAAAUAUGAAACUGCAAUGAGGCAUCCUAUCCAAAUUGUAACUCCAGACUGGGUAACAGAAUGUUGUAAAAAAGGAACUAUUGUGAGUGAGGUAGAAUACCAUCCAAGACUAUUAACAUAUCCAAAUAGUUCUACAGCCAUGAUUACUGGCUUCAUGGAUGAAGAUACUGAAAAUAAUACUGCACGAGAAGAACAAGAGAAAACUAAAGCCAUGUUGGAACAACUGAAACAACGGAUGCCUUGGAAUCAACCGAGUCCACCAGUAUCUUCCAAUACUUCUCAUAGCGUAAACACAGCUAAUGCAACUGUAACUGCAAUUCCAUAUACAACAAAUGGACAAAAUAAUGUCAAUCCACAGCAACAUCUUCCACGACCAAUUACUACAGCAAGUUUAUCCAAUGCUUCCACAAUUGCGUCUUCUGUUUCUGAUCAAAAUGUUGCACAAACUACUUGGUUGCCGCAAGCCUCUCAGCAAAAUAAUGUUGCUCAAAUGAAAUCUAUACCAUCACAAAUACAACAACCAGAAUUAUCGCCGCAGCAACAACAACAACAAAUGAAUAUACAGCAUACAUUAAUACAACAACAACAAUUAAAUCAGCAACAACAGUUACCUCAACAACUUACACCGCAUCAGCAAUUACAACAACAGCAAUACACGCAACAACAGCUUUUGAAUCAGCAACAGUCUCCGCAAUUAACAUCUCAGCAACAACAGCAGCAGCAAUUAAUCGGAACGCAGCAGCAGUCACUUGCACAGCAACCAUUGAUGACACAACAACAGCAGCAACAAAUCAAUUCACAAUUACCUCAACAUCAAAUGUCAUCACCACAGCAAUUAUUAACACAGCAAAAACAGCUAAACCAACAUCAAAUUCUUCCGCAGCAACAAAUAAACCAACAACAGCAACAUUUAUCACAGCAGCAGCAAAUUACUACUCAACAACAAUUAGUCCAACAACAACAAGUGCAGCUAACACCCCAACAGCAACAGCAAAUAGUUUUACAACAACAGAUUCCUACUCAACAACAACAAAUUGGGACACAACAGCAUCAAUUGAAUCAACAACAAGCUCCAUCGCAACAACUCACAUCCGAACAACGGCAACUUAUAUUAUUGCAACAACAGCAACAACAGCAGAAAAUUCAACAAAUCUCUCAACAGCUGCAACAAUCUGCGCCUCAAGGUUCACAACAAUUUGUUAUAAGAGACGGUCAGUUACAGCAGCAACCUCAGAAUCAACAAUUAAUGGGUCCUAAUCAGCAAGGUUUUAUUGUGCAAAGAGAUUCGCAAUGGCAACAGCAACAAUACCAUUUGCAAUUACAAAGACAGCAACAACAACAAAUCGGCCCGCAAAGACCAAGUGGACAAUGGGCUCAACAGCCACCACAGCCACCAAGGCAGUUAAUUCAAUUGGAUGCUCAAACUCAUCAACAGUUACAACAAAUGGAUCCACAGCAAAGGGCUCAAUUUAUCCAAAAAAUUCAGAAACAAAGAAACUUGUUACUGCAGAGGCAAAUGCAAAAUCGUCAAGCGCAACAAGGCGCGCAUAUCGCUGUUAUACGAAGUCCAGGAAAACCAGUUCAACCUGGUGGUUUGCAGUGGAUUCAGCAACCACGUCCUCAGAUGAUAGGACCUCAACUUGCACAAACGCCUGGUCAAAAGCCGCUACAUUCUGGGGUUCAACCACCAGCCUUAACACCAAUUAAUUCUUCUAAUCAGGUGAUUGUGCAAACCAAUCAAAAUGUGCAAGGUCCACAAGCCGGCCAACCUGCUCAAACGUUUCAACAGGGUCAAGCUUUAACUCCUCAACAUAUAGCGCAAUUACAUAUGCAAAAACAGCAACAAAUGGCAAGGUUGCAACAACUGCAGCACUUACAGCAGCAGCAACAACAACAACAGCAACAGCAACAGGGCGCGCAACAAGAGCCUCCCUUGACUUCAUUGUCGAAUAAUGCCCAAAUACCACCAGACCAACAAUUAGUCGUUAAUGCAAAAACAAAAACGGCCCUGGCAAACAUGUUGACGAAUAGAUUACAAGGUAGUGCUGCUGAAGGUAGUGCGGCUGGUCAACUGAGAUUAAUGACCGCGCAACACAGACCACCGCCGCCGCCGUCUCAGGAUCCACAACUUCUGGCGGCAUAUCAGCGAAGAACCGUUGGUAAUAUCACAAAUGGAACACCACCCGGUGCGCCAAUAAAGAUGCAGUAUGCUUCGGUGAUGCCUCAAGCGAAAGCUCAGUUCUAUGGUCACAAUCCAAAUCUGAAACUUCCACCAGAUCUAUUUUUGCUAGGUUGUAUCUUUGUCAUCGUCGAGUACGAUGUGCAACGUCCGAACGAUGUUUCCGUAUGGAAACAAGUGAUCGAGAGACACGGCGGAGAGGUGGAACCGCAAUAUUGUACCCGAGCUACUCAUGUACUUGCGAUUACGCAGAAACAUCCGACAGUAGUGCAGGCAUUACGGGAAGGAAAACGUUGCGUCAGUGCUCACUGGCUAUCGGAUGUAGUCAGUAAACAGCAGGUAGUUCCACCUUGGCACGCACUGCAUUUUCCAACACCAUUCAGCUUGACAGAGCUUCCGUGUGCAAAACAAAUUGUAUCAUUAUCUGGAUUUGAAGGAGAAGAACGAGCGAAGGUGAAGUAUAUGCUGGAAGCAUUGGGAGCUAAAGUUACCAAUUACUUCACCAGGCACAACACUCUCCUCAUUUGCAGAAGACCGGACGGUCAAAAAUAUAAAAAGGCUCGAGAAUGGCAAACAGGAGUAGUAAAUGCUCAAUGGUUGACGGACUUGCUGUGCGGACAAAUGAAUGCGCUGCAUCAAACCGAAAAUCCGAAAUAUCAGCAGUACAGUCUGGGCAAUCCCUUUAGAUUGGAUUAUUCGCUAGUGCCUCAUUUAAUGGCUGCAUGGAAGAUGCCAAUAAACAUUACUCAGGAAUCGUACGAUAAAGUAAAGCAGGUUGGUCAGGGUCCAAAUUCGAUAAGAAAGUAUAAAAAGCCGCGAUUAGACGGUCCGUUACUGAAUAAAGAUCCACAUUUGUUGGGCAUGGAAGAACCAAUAGUCGUUAGUAAUCCCGAUCCUCCACCUCCGGAUAAGCAACCAAGAAUAUUGUUCUCUGGUAUUAAUCCUAGGAAGCAUGCGAAGAGAAUUCGGGAAUUAGGUGGUGCACUGGCAGCAAGUUGGCGAGAUGCAACUCAUCUCGUGAUGACAGCACCAAGAAGAACUGUAAAAUUGUUAUGUUGCUUAUCACGUUGUAAAUAUAUUGUCACGUUACAGUGGUUACUCGAUUGUUCCGCAAGGAACACAUUUUUAGAUGAAAGUGGAUACAUGCUUGGAGAUCCAGAAUUCGAGAAAAGUUUUAAUUGCAAUAUUGAAAAGGCACUGGCCAGCCUUAAUAGGGGAACAGUACUUAAGGGCAAAGUAUUUUAUGUUACACCAAGUGUAAUACCAUCGCCAUCAGCGAUCGCAGAAAUAAUUGAAAGUGCGGGUGGAACAAUGGAAAAAACGCGAAGAUCUCUAGCACAGAUUCAAGAAAUGAAUAGUAAUAAAUUAACUUAUAUCAUCAUCACCCAUGAAAAUGAUCUUCAUCUUCUUUCUGACGUUUUACGUGUAAAUAUCAGUGUGUUCAGUGCAGAAAUCGUAUUAGGAGCAGUUGCACGACAAUACUUCCAAACUGAACAAAUUUAAAUACAUGCAGUUUCCAAUAUGCUGCAUUUUAAUCCCCCAUACGGGCUUACUAAAUUCUUUAGUAAGCUAUUUUGGAGAUGAAAAAUUUUGCUUACCUUCUUCAAUGGGACAAUAAAGAACAUAAUUUUAUGAUA